AGUAACAGAGAGCAAGGGGAAAGUAACAGAGAGCAAGUUCAUUUGUCGUACUUGGACACCGUUACCGUUGGUCAUUGAAAGAAGCGUCUCACUUACUACACUCUGCUGUCGUUUGACCGCUCGGCUUUGGCUUUCCACCAUCUGACUUUAACUAACUAACUUAACUAAGCUAACUUUACAGUGGAAAGCAUGAUUUUCAGAAAUUAUUGCAUCUUGGCAAAGAAGACUGCGCGAGUGUUUGUUUCGCGUAGACAUCAACUUCCGAUUCAAAUCUGGCAAAGUCUCCGUAGGCCCUCGAGCUCAAUGUCCGUGUGUCCCGUGCUGUCGGUGCGACCUAUCCGGGCACUGGUGGAUGAAAAGUUUCAGAUAGUUGUGACAAAUUUACACCCAAAACAAGAGGUAACGCUUCACUCCUUACAUCAGUCCGAGGAUAACGACUACUGGGAGGCGUUUGGCCAUUAUAUCAGCGACGCAGAUGGAACUGUUAUAGUCAUGGAAGAUAACAGCAAAGGUGGGACCUAUGUUGGAGUUGAACCCAUGGGUCUCCUUUGGAGCUUGCGACCCGUUCCUGGUAGCAGAGACGGACUCAGGUUGCGAAAGAGAGACGUCUUGUCACCAAUGGUGGUAAACAUAUCCGUGCACAAAGGUCACACAAACCAGGGGUUCUCUGAAAAGGACGCCCUGGCCACGGUUGUCACGGAGAGAUGGUACCUGGCGCCAGGUGUUCAGCGUGUGGACAUCGGGGAUCGAGGGGUUAAAGGCACUCUCUUCAUACCACCAGGCCCAGGGCCCUUCCCUGCAGUGCUGGACAUGUGGGGAGGGGGAGGGGGUCUGGUGGAGUACCGGGCGGCCCUCCUGGCCUCACAUGGCUUUGUUUCCAUGGCGCUAGAAUACCUUCCUGCAUUCGAACAGCGGGCAGUUGAUGUUGAUACCGAAUACUUUGAGACGGCAUAUAAGGUCCUGCAGACCCAUCCUCAGGUGUCUGGAGACAGAGUAGCUGUGCUUGGUCUGUCCUUUGGGACCUCAGUCACAUUCACAAUGGCAGCGUACUCUAAAGUUGCACAGCCCCGGUGUUGCGUGUGCAUUAGCGGAAGCCAUGUUCACCCUGUUAACAAGUCUUUGUUUGAGGCCUUCCAGUACAUUAUGAAGAAAAUGACAAAGGCACGUAUCGAUGAGAACAAUCAUGUGAUCUGGAGAGAUGUCAUUCUACCCAUUCCCACUGAGCCAGACCUUAAAGUGGAUGUGGGCCGGAUAAAGUGUCCUCUACUGAUUGUGAUUGGUCAGGAUGAUCAAAGCUGGGCUACGGUGGAAUCUACAGAAGAUAUAGAGCAGAUGAUGGAGCGGGCAGGGAAUCGCCACCUCCUGACGGUGUUGUCGUAUCCAGACGCAGGUCACCUGAUCGAGCCACCUUACACACCUCACAUCCGCUUCAGCAAUUUCGUCACACAAUUCAACAGGAUGAAAGUGUUGAUGCUGUGGGGGGGUCAGACGAAGCCUCAUGCACACGCCCAGGAGGACUCAUGGGAGAAGAUCCUCCAUUUCCUCCAGAAACACCUUUACCAGGACUUACCACCAGCAGCCAAACUCUGAUUAAACACACACAAACACACACACACUCUACCAGGACUUACCACCAGCAACCAAACUGAUAACACACACACACUCUACCAAGACCUACCACCAGCAGCCAAACUCUGAUUAAACACACACAAACAGACACACACACACACACACCAGAGUUUCCACUUGAAACAAAUGGUGCCGGUCAAACCGGCAGAGGUUUCGUUUUCCAGACAUUUUGAUGAUAUGCUGGUCAAAUAUCUUAUUAUCGCUUCUUAAUUAGUUCAGGAAAACUUGAGACAGGCUAUAUAGGCUUGAGUCAGGCCAUAUAGAAUGCAACAUGUUCAUUAGCCUAACUUAAACAUGCUUAACUAGUGUCAAUUUAAAGAUCUAGCCAGUAUAUCUGCUGUUUUCAUGGACAGCAAGAAUCC
Molecule: messenger RNA, 1991 nt
Organism: Alosa alosa (allis shad)
Lineage: Eukaryota; Metazoa; Chordata; Actinopteri; Clupeiformes; Clupeidae
Product: bile acid-CoA:amino acid N-acyltransferase-like
Exons: 11
Coding region: 190-1590 (466 amino acids)
Biological process (GO): fatty acid metabolic process; acyl-CoA metabolic process
Molecular function (GO): fatty acyl-CoA hydrolase activity
Source: RefSeq, a predicted model, not a curated record